ACCGCCGUGACCUUCUCCUGAUCUGUCACCUUCAGGCUGGUGUCCUCUGUCCAAGCGGUCAUGGCUGCUGCCUCCGGGAUCGUCGUGGUCCUGAACUGCGACGACGUCAUACGCGACAGGCACUGGCUGGCGGUGGAAUACGUCUGGGUCAUCGUCCCCUACAUGACCUACGACAUCUACGUCAUGUACCUGUGCCACUGGCACAGAAGCAAAGACUCGGGGACGGCGGAGAAGAAGAACUCGCUGGCCAGCGUGAGGAGCUUCCUGAAGAAGGAACGCCUCAUGGUGACCCACCACCUCUUCAUCCUCAUCGUCCUCACACCCAUCACGCAGCACUUCCGCGGGGAGCUGGGGGAUUUCUUCGUCGGCUGCAUCUUCCUGGCAGAACUGAGCACUCCCUUCGUGUCGCUGGGUAAAACCCUGAUGCAGCUAAACAUGCAGGACACACGGCUGCACAAGGUGAAUGGGGUCCUCAUCCUGGUGACCUUCCUCCUCUGCCGCAUCCUGCUCUUCCCCUUCAUGUACGGGGCGUAUGCCCGGCAGGUGGGCAUCCCCCUCUACGCAGCCCCCUUCCACAUCCCCGUGCACUGCAACGUGGCCAAUGCCUGCCUCAUUGCCCCACAGCUCUACUGGUUCGUGCUGAUCUGCAGGAAAGCCCUCCGCCUCUACAGCUGCUCCUCGUCCGACAAGAGCCGAUAGCGGCUGGUGCGGGCCGCGGAGCGCAAGGCUGGGAACAGGGCCAGCACCUGGCACUCUGCCCAGCCGCCUAGCCUGUACAACCGGUGUUGGAGGCACCACCUUGGGGACAGCCGCAUCCCCCUGGGGCAGCGAGGGUGUUUGGAUUUCCACGCUGUCCCCAUGGCGAGCCUGGGAAGCAGCGCCAGCCUCUCGCAGGACUUCUCCCCCUGUAACGCUCGAGCACCCUGCAUCCUGCCCAUGGCACUGCCUGGGCACGAGCCAGUGAGUGGGAGCAUUGCCUGGAGAGGUGCGAGACUCUUGCUGGGAUCAGGCCCUUGGCAAACUGCUCACUUGUUAGAUGCUGCAGACCACGGGGUGGAGAGGGGACAGCUCACAGCACCGCUCCUCCAGCCUGGGAGGGUAUUAAGACCCAGCUAGACAAAGCCUUGGCUGGGGUGACCUAGUCAGGGCCGGUCGUGCUUUGAGCAGGGGGUUGCACAAGAUGUGACCUCCUGAGGUCCUUUCAACCCUCACUGUCUGUUAUUUUAUGACUGAUGCAGCAAAAUGGACUCUGAACAGCCAGGCUGGAGGCUAGGGGGAGACGAGGCCAAAGCCAGUGCUGUAAGGGACCUGGGUGCGACUAGCACUGCUUAGCAUGUGGCAGCAGUGCAAGACCAGUCCUUACCUGGGUGCUGAGAGGGGGGUCUCGCCCCAGGGGGAUGGUGCCGGAGGUGCUGCCCAGAGUCCGUUCCCAUCACCCCAAUGCUGGGGC
Messenger RNA from Gavialis gangeticus (Gharial), 1450 nucleotides. RefSeq names its product family with sequence similarity 57 member A (gene TLCD3A). NCBI's taxonomy places the organism in Eukaryota, Metazoa, Chordata, Crocodylia, Gavialidae. Gene Ontology annotation, biological process: lipid homeostasis. The coding region runs from base 61 to 699 and encodes 212 amino acids. The record is from RefSeq and is a predicted model, not a curated record. Gene Ontology annotation, cellular component: endoplasmic reticulum; membrane. The transcript has 4 exons.